CAGCAGCGCCUCGUGAACACAUCGAACAAGCAGCAGUGCUCCAACGCGUGUGUUCAAUAAACCUCUGUACGGGGUGUGUGUGAGCGUGUGUGUGUGUGUGUGUGCGUACCCGUGCCCUACAGCAGAUAAGUGAACAGUGCAGUGUUGCUGUGAUUGUACUGUGAAAUCCAUUCAAAAAGCCAAAAAUGUCGCAAGGAUAUGGUGCAGUCGCGGUCGGUGUGCUGCUGUUGGCCCUGGUUUGUCAAGGCGCAGUCGGUGAGCCUGAAUCCGGUCCGGCCGGUACCGGCACCACUCCAACCAAACUGGACGACUACGUGCUCAACACUCAGUCCGAGUGUUACAAGUCCAAGCGGCUGCUGUCCUGCUUCAAGUAUCGCUUCUCGCGUUACCUUUGGUCGUUCGCUACCGGGCGUAUGAAUUGGUUCGCCUCGGAGAACCAGGCCGUCGAGACCACCGGUGGGCUGAAGCUCGUGCGGCUGAACGAACCGAAGGAGGACGAUGUGUUCCCGGAGGCGCGCCAAAUAAGCCAGUACGAUAGCGAGAUCAUCAAGGGUGCCAAGUUCCUGCAACGAUCACUCAACACCUUCAUCGCAAGCCAUGGUGUGCAGGUGGGCAUGGGAGCGGAGAGUGGGGCUCGCUUCAUGGCCGACGAUGACUUUGAAGCCCGUGGCAAGAAGCAGAAGCAGCGCAAAUGGAGCCUGAUCCUUCCGCUCGCCGUCAUGCUGAAGCUGGUGCAUCUGAAGCUGCUCCUAAAGCCGAUCCUGCUCGGUGUGGGACUCAUCCAGGUGCUGCUGAUUGCCGGUGGGCUGCUGCUGUUCCACUUCUUCCGUAACACGAACAUCUGCAAGAUACAGCCGCACGUCAUUCACGCCCAUUCCCACAUCUCGAGCGAAUCUAGUCCCGAACUGUCCUAUGCCUCGUACGGUGCUUACCCGUCCUAUUCGGCCUCCCCGUACAAUGCGUACAGCAAGGAUUGGGCCAGCAACCGAGCGUACAGCGGAUACAGCUUCCUCGAUGCCAUCGAUAAUCAUAAGAUCUAGAACAUUCAGCGCUACCCGUUCCAUAGUGUAAACCCUGCUGACGGUUCGAGCCUCAACCUUUCCCCACCCUAGCUACUCUAGUCCUGCUUCCAUCUUGACAGCACAUUUUCGCCUCUCUCUCUCUCUCUCGCCCUCUGUCCGUAGCAUUGAUCUUUUCUUUUACCAAACACGUCAUUCCCUAUCUGAUGCUUCAUUUUUCCUGCUUAAGCACGCACCCUCUGUUUUAUCUGUAGCUUUUUUCAAUUUUCACUUCAUUCUUUACUCUUCGUAUUCCAUCUGUUGGCUGCUCAUUUAGAGGCGCAUGUUUCCCUCUUAUCAAAAGCUUGCCUCCACAAAUUUUAUUCCUCAGCUCGUUCCAGGCGUCUAGUGGUAAUUUGAUGAUUAAUGUAUUUAUUUGUUGAUUUAAUUAUUUAUUGAAUUAUUUAUUUGUUCGUUUGUGUGGCAUUGCAGCCCAUAGUAAAGCGCCCAGGAUAAGAUUCCCACGCUCAUGCUCAUGAUAGGAGAAGAGAAGAAGGCUAGCCAUGCUGAAGGAUACGGGUGACAGUGUCCUGCGUCUGGUUAGCCCACGUAGAUAGAAUAAAACAAAAAAACUUAACACGGAUGCGGUGAAUAAAUCGUGUGAAAAUACAACCAAACUUGAUGGACGUUUUUAUUUGCUGCUCCGGGUUCUACCGUUCUGCUUUAAGCUUCUGCUUGCGACCCUUGUCCGCAACGGGUAGACCCAUCGUAGUUGUGUUCUCCCGGAGGAUACGCAAUAUGGACUCAUUUUUUAUCGAUUUCAUAUCCGACAUUUAAUACUCAUCGAAGGACGAAGGGUCAUCGACAGCCUGACUAAGGGCUUUUUAUCCAGCGUCCGUCAGCUCUUGUUAACACUUUGAUGGUCGUUUGCAUUAAAUUCUUUGACAGGCCUGCACAACGCUGUGUAGUUAACCAGUUACUUCGUUUCGAGAAAUGCUCUAGUGUGGCUUGGUUGUAGAGACGCAUUAUUUGAUUUAUAUUUAAUUUAUAAUGAAGUUUAAUGCUAGGUAAAGACGGACAAUGCAGCAUCCAAACUGAGAACAUUUUUUUCGGAAAUUUUACUACGCGAAAGUGUUGUCAUGAUUAUUAAGCAAAAAUCUGGCGAAAGACCGAGAAUUAAAGCAAUAAAAAAUACUGUUUUCUGGUGGUAUAUGCAUCCUGACACUAAAGUGGGAAAGACGGACACACUGUGGUAGGGAAAGAUGGACACCGGAUUUGCUAUUACACGCUCCAUGCUGAUUGGGCACUUCACGAAACCCAAUAUCUUGCCUCGACUUGGACCACUUUAAUCAACAAAAAAAAGCGAAAUUGAUAUGACAUCGUUUAGGAAUAGAUGAGAGAUUCUAUGGGAUUACAACGAUCAGAAAGUAAAAUUUUGACAUGGUGGAAAAAAUGGCUUGAUCUAUUAACCCCUCCUGCUUGAAGUCCCUCAAACUUGCUGGGGUCGUGGACUUUCGAUUGUUGUACUGUAAGCUACAGCAAUGUCAGCUUUUAGUACGGGAUAUUUAAAUAAUACAUGAGUUUUUGCAUUCUACAAGGUGUUAGAAGAGGCGAUUACAAUUCCUAAAUUCGCGGCUUAAUGAACCGUCGUUUGAAGAAUGUUAAGUUAAGUUUAGUUUAGUGUUUAUUAAUCGAUAGACUACAACACCCUUUUGAGUCAAAUUAC
Messenger RNA from Anopheles arabiensis, 2724 nucleotides. RefSeq lists its product as uncharacterized. Lineage: Eukaryota; Metazoa; Arthropoda; Insecta; Diptera; Culicidae. The record is from RefSeq and is a predicted model, not a curated record. The transcript has 3 exons. The coding region runs from base 186 to 1040 and encodes 284 amino acids.